UAGUUGAGAACUUGGCCUUGGAGUGUGUAGCUGCAUCUGUAACUCUGACGUUCCCAUUGAUGACCAAUUCUUUUUAUUGUUAUUUUUACAGAAAGGACAAACUAUUGAUAUCUUGUGUGGUGACUCAGGAACAAUUUGUUCUUCACAGGGGCAGGUCUUCCAGCAAUAACAAUGGAUGUUGAAACCAACAGCGACAGUGGAGCUGCUUAUCAUGACACCAGUGUACCACCACCCCAGGGUGUCUCACAAUUACCCAGAAACCAGAAAUUCAAUGAUGUUCCUCAAAGCAUUCCAAAGAUUGAUGAUAAUUCACUAACCAAUCAGAAUAUUAGUAAUGUUCCCCCAAGUAGUCAAACAUCAGAUGAUGUUUCAGUAAUGAGUCAGAAAGCUGAAGAUAUUUCUGUAAGUGGUCAGAAGGUUCAGGAUAUUUCAGUAAGCAGUCAGAAAGUUGAGGAUGUGUCUCUAAACAACACCAAAACCAAUGAUGUCUCAUUGAAUGGAGAAAUAACUGAGAAGAUACAGGCAGAGGAUAAUAACAAGAGUAAGACAGAACAAAAUGGAUUACAAUUAGAUGAUAAAUCUGUUGUGCAGGAAGAAGUAAUUAUACAAAAAGAAAAGGAGGCAAAUGAAGAAUCAAGUGAAGCAAAUUUGAGAAUGAAGGAAGAUGAGGAGCUAAGAAAGUAUAAUAGAAAAAUACCAGAAGAACGAUCUGCUGUGAAAAAGGACAAAAUUGAUGAGCAUUUUGAUAGGUUACCAUGGGUGUUUGGAGCAAUAGGUCGAGUCCUUAACUUGGGUGUCAGCUAUGGACCACAAUUUGCACCCAUUAACAUACCACUGAGACGAAGAUUUCAGACGUUUGCCGUUCUGUUCUGGAUGUCAACCUUCCUCUUCUUGGGUGCUAGUUCGACCCUUUUCCUGCUUUACCUCUUCUUCUAUACUAAAUAUUGGUGGGUCUCCCUCUGCUACUUGACGUGGUUCCUGGGAGAUCGCACCGUCUGUAACAGAGGUGGUAGGAGGUUUGAAUGGUUGAGACGCUGGGGUCUGUGGAAACAUUACCGAGACUUCUUCCCAAUUCACCUUAUAAAGACUGCUGACCUCGAUCCUUCCAAGAAUUACAUUAUGGGCUACCACCCCCAUGGUGUCCUAUCUGCUGGAGCAUUUUGUCAUUUUGCCACAGAAGGAACAGACUUCAGUAAGACUUUCCCGGGCUGCAUUCCUCACCUGCUUACUUUGGAAGGCCAUUUCCUCCUCCCCUUCUACCGAGAGUUCUUCAUGGCCUCUGGUGCAGUGAGUGCUACAAGGGAGAGUAUGGACUACCUGUUAGGCCGAGAAGGUUCUGGCCGUGCCCUCUGCUUGGUAGUAGGUGGGGCUAAGGAAUCACUUGAUUGUCACCCCGGCUCGGUUGUGUUACACCUCAACAAACGUAAAGGUUUCUGCAAGAUGGCUCUCAGACAUGGGGCUUCACUUGUACCAAUGUUUUCUUUUGGUGAAAAUGAGAUUUACGACCAAAUUGCAAAUCCCGAGGGUUCAUUCGUACGUCGCUUUCAAAAUGCUCUCCAAAAACUCAUUGGCUUGGCUCCAUGUAUGUUUAUUGGCCGAGGCGUGUUUCAGUACAGUUUGGGUAUUGUUCCCUUCCGCAAGCCCAUCUAUACUGUUGUUGGCACUCCAAUUGAUGUCCCCUUGGUGAAGAACCCCACUAAGGAGGAAAUUGUGGGUUUACAUGAGACUUAUGUCAAUGCUGUGAUUGAUCUCUAUAACAAGUACAAACACAAGUAUUCUGAGUUCCCAGAAUGUGACAUUAAGAUUGUUUGAAGAAGACAAAACUAAUUCCAGCUUUUAAGUUUGAAAGAGCUUAUGAAUGAACAUUUUAAAGUAUAAUUAAAUACUGCAUUUGUUUGAGUAUGUCUUGCGUGCAAGAAAUUUGAGGCUGCAUUACAGCCAGGUAUUUUAUGAAUUUGGGGGCAUUAUUAAUUCUAAGUAUAUUUGCUUUAUCUAACCAUCAUCUUUGGGACCAUAAUUUAUCUUGCUUUCCAAAUCUAAAAAUCUAAAAAUUUGUAGAGAAUUUUAGAACAAUGUCUUGUGGCUGCGAUCAUGCAGCAUUGCCUUAAUAUUUUAAUUAGAUUAAAUACAUGUGGAAUCCUGUGGUAAAUUCAAAAUGCCUUAAGAAAAUUGCAAUGUUUAUAGAAAUGUAAGUUGUGGAAUUUAAAAUUUACGGACGGUAAUUGCUUAUUUGUGGGGGGAAAAAGUGACAGUUAUAAGCAGAAAAAUGUAAGUGGAUAAUGGUUGGUUAGGAAAUUACCAAGAGUUUUUGUCGCAUCUGAGGAACUUGGUGCAAUAUAUGAAAUAGAUUAUUAUAUAUUUUUUGUUAAUAUUGAAGAUCAAUGCAAGAAUAUGUAGGUGAUAUUGUAUUUAUUACCCGUACUGUAAUAUUGUAUCUUCAUUAUAGAUUUAUAUGAAUAAGGUAUCAUGAAUUAUGUGGAAGUUAUUGAUAUAAGUUAGGAAUUACAUUAAACUUCUAGAAGAAUAAUGGAGGAAAUGUUUUCGUGCACAGCUCUGUGAUGAUCCCAACAAUAGAAGGCCUCGUCAUCUUGAAUUUUUUAAAGUAUAAUUCCCAGUACAGUACAGGACAGUAUAUAUCCUUGUAAGUAACCAGUGUAUAUUUGUACACAUGUCAUACAGUACUCUGACCAUAGAGCAAAAAUUUUAUUACUAUGUAUAUUUUAUUUUAUUUGUUAACUCUAUUUAGUUUUUAGAGGUUGGAUGGCAUGUUAUAUACGGUAUGUUUUUACACUAAUUUUUAAUGUAUUUUUUUAACUUAGAUUGUUAGUAAUAAUUUUAAUGUUGUUUUGAUGAUAAUUUUGGUUGUGAUUAAGCAGUACAAUAUUUUAUUGAUGACAAAAAGUUUGCAUCUUUAUUUAAUGCUGUCAUAAAGUGGGUUAUCCUUAUUCUUUUCUGUGAAUGACAUUUUCCUUUUAAUGAGUUUUUUGAUAAUAUACUUGCUGUUACCUGGUACUUACUGAGAUGUCCUGUAUGCUGAUCUAAGGUUUAAGGAAACACAGUUGAAUUUAAGCUUAUUUCCACUUUCUCUGUGUAAUUCUGGAGUAACGUAUAUAACUCGUAUGUAGAAUUAUAGGGACUGUAGAGGAAAUUAUGUAUUUGAUUACACUAUAACCUUCCUUUUAUACCUGUCACUAGAUUCAUUAUUACCAUGACAGAGUUGUGUAGUGGAUGUUGGGAAAUAAUUCACUCACUAUUUUAAUAUGCAUUUAGAGGUGGAAAAUUGUAUCAUCUUAUAGUUGGGAAAAUGAGAUUAAUUAUAUAACUAGCUUUAGGUAGUUAAGCUGAAGUAACUUACUGUAUAUCUGUUCCAUCUAGGAUAAGAUAUGACUGUUUUUAUUUUAAAGCAAUUUGUCUUCCCUUUAAAGGACAUUUUAGGGGUUUAUUAAUGGUACAAAACUGUUUUAGAGCUUGUGUGUGAACAGGGGAUGGUGAUCGUACAUUUAUGAGACCAAAGUCACUAAAGUUAGGUUAGCUGUGAAACUUUAACCUUUGAGACUGUGGUUAACAAAAGAAUAAAAAUUAUGAAUUAUUUACUUACAUUUGUUCAACUUUGGUGGAGUGUGAGUGAGUGGUGUGGGGCUGAGCUACGGUGCUAGGAGUGGUGGGGGCAGAUUACCACUAACAGUAUCGAAUAUGCCACUUCCAUGAUGACACAGGCAACUGAUUGGCCAUAUAAAUGUGUGGGUAGUGUUAGGAGGCUUACUAGGAAGGGACACAAGUCAAGUGUUUUGAAUGAUGCACAAUUUAAAAAAAAAUACAAAUUGUUUCUCAUGAUGCAUUUUGCAGUUGUACCGGUGGUCUCAUAAGAAACAUGUUGCCGUUAAAAGGAUGGCAAAAUAAAAUGCUAAUAUACAGAAUACCAAUAGUGAUUUUUGGUCCCAUAGAUGCACUGAUAUCUCCUGAACACACACACAAGCUCAAGAACAAUAUCAUGCCACUUUGAACUCCUGAAAUGACCUCUUAAGAAAAUUACUGUAGGUCAUCCAACUUUUUUGUCAGUAGCCGAUUCUUAUAGUAACUGUGUUCUUUGGUGGUGCUGAAAUAAUGAUAUUUUGGGUUGCUCUCUAUGCUAUUCUACUGUACCCAGCCAUUACUCUUCUUUCUUGAGGUGUUUGUUCCCCCAUUACUUUAACCCUCUGAAAAAAUGUCAAAGAGAAAUAAAGAUAUACUGUAUCUAUAUAAUUAGUUUUUACUGAAUAGGCAAGAAUUUGUUGUAAUUUUUGUUGAUGUACAGUAUUUUAUUUUUUUCUGUACUUGCUAAAUAUCAUAAUUAGUGAUGAAUUUGUUUACAAGAAGAAUUGCUGUUGCCUGUCAUUCAAGCCCAGUAACAUGCUUUUAUUUGAUCAUUGAAUUUAAUAUUUGUAGAGAAAUCUGUCAACCUUAAAUAUUCCAUAGUUUAUAAGGAAAAGGAUUUAUAUUAAAGCCUAUUUUAAAGGUAGAUAUAGUACAGUAUAUAGACAUAUGAUAUUGUUGAUAAAUGAAUUCCAGCUGCAUACCAGUAAUAUAGUUUAUGGUUAAGAAUCAUUGAAACGUUAUACUGUAUAUGAAUGCCACAUCUCAUUCCAAAGAUAUCCCUUCACCUAUUUUCACUGUUACCUGGAGUAUAGCCUUUUGAGAAAGAUGGUUUAAAAGGAAGUUGAUAUAACACCUUUAGCUCAUGGUUUAAUUACUAAAGAAAAGUUAUUAAACUGUGAGAAUGGUGGUUAAGCAAGAUGAUGGUUUAAUUGCAUGAUGAAAUGAUAGAUUAAUCAUCAUACUCAGUUGGUUAAGGUCUGAAUAUCUUGCUGUCCCAAAAUAUGAAAGAAAUUGGAUUAUAAAGUCACCCAAGUGAAACUAAUACAGGUAUCCCACGGUCUAAGAUCUCCCUAUCUACGAUAUUCUGCUUUAACGAUGGUGAUGUAUUAAAAUCUGGUCUCUUGAUUCUGGGAACUGUGCAUCAUAACAUAAAGGAUUUGCAAGAGUAACAGAAUAUGAGAGGCAAUUCUUGAAGUUUAUGGGUUGUGUUGGUUUAGUUCUAUGGAUUGAGUGACAGAAUCAUAUUUUAUUUGAACUUUUAUUCCAUAGGUUUUUGUUGAGUUUAUGUAAAGAUAUACCCGGUAUAUAUGUUGAAGAAAUAAAUGUGCCCAUUUAUCUUUAUGGAAAUGUAAUUGAAUUAUGCUGUAUGUGCAUUUGUGUAUAAUUGUUAAUUUAAAGAAGAAAUUAUAACUAUAGAUCAUGGAUGAUAAUUUUUUUUUGCACAUAGAACAACGUGAACACCAGAGCCUUGACAAAAUAGACUUGCCUAGGUUUUAAGUUCAUAUUUAGUGUGAAAAUUAGAAUGAAAAAUUUGUUGUUUUUGGGUGUUAUUUACUUUAAACAUUUGUCUGUAUUUAAGAAUUAAGGAUUUUUUCUUUCUACCACAAGUGUUCAUUUUUAGCUGCAUUAGUUGAUUUAAUAUCAUUCUAACUGACAGAGAUAACCUUCCAACCAACAUGAGCCAACAAUGUACAAUAUGUGGCCAACUCUUGGUUAUUCUUCUCUUAUGACAGUUUAAAAGGUUAUUUGAGGGUUCAGAGAUAGCAAGAUAUACUGGUUUUGAAAUUAUGUGUGUAUAAAAGAUAUUAAUAUGGAGUUUAUAGGUCAGAAGAUAACUGCUUCUUCCCAUUUGUAAACUUUUGUGGUGUUGAUCCUGGUACAAAAUUCCUUUGGAAUGGGGAAACAAAAAUGCCCAAACCAGAUGAAUUUUUGUUACAGUACAAUGUUUAGGGGUGACCCUAAAGGUUCACAUUUGGUAUGACAGUAGUCAAUUUUUUUCCCCAAAUCAUAUUACUGUACUGUAUUAAUGCCUUCUGUUCACGCAUGUCAGUAAUAACAGUAUCAUGCUAUCUUUAGAUCCUUGAGAUGAGCCUUUGUGUGCAGGACCCCUUCUGAGCUGAAUAAAAUCAUCUGGUUUUAGCCAAAUAAAUUUUUAAAAGUAGUGUGCCUGUAGUGAAGGGGUAAAUCUGCUCUGUAGAUAAAAUACUUAUGGCUCCUUGAAUAAAAAAAUACACCAUUGUUUAGAAAAACUCACUGAAUUUUGAAUGAAAAAGGACAGGGCUUUUACUACUUAAAUCCUGUCUUUAAUUUUUAGUGAAUAUUAUAUUUAAUAGUUACCAAUUUCUUCACUUCUCAUUGCCUUAUGUUACUAUGGUAAAUAUGAUACUUGUACACAGAUUACAGGUACAAUACUGUAAUUUGCUUGUAUCUCCAUGACACUGCAUUUAUUAUCAGGUUAAGGAGGAGGCUGGGUUUUAAUUGUGUGGUGUGAGGUUGUUGUUGUUGUUAAGUACAUGUUGUGUAAGUGAGAUACUGUAUUACCAUGAGUGAGUGGUUUACUGUGACCCCCCUGCCCCCUUCUUUUGUUGUACUCAGGAUUUAUCAUUGUUCAGUUAUGUACUAAGCUUGUGGUGUACAGUUAUUGCUGUGUUCACUUGUGUACUCGAUCUGUAGAGUAACAUUAUUGUUGUUUUUGUUCUGGUAUUCACCUAGAAUAUGUGGUGCUCAUUUGUGAUAAGUUGAUGUAAGUUCAUGUUGAAAGAUUGCCACCUGUAGGAACAAUUGUGAGUAUCAGAAAAGCAAAUCCCAGAGGUGACCUGGUUUCAGAAUAACAAGUAAUAAUUAUGAAAUAUACAUCAGUAACCACUAUGGCUGCUGUUGAGUUGUAUUCUCAUACUUAUUGCAUUUUUGGGGGGUUAUGAAAAGUUCUGUAUUUUAAGUUCAUAGAUGUGAAUAGUUUAAAUAUUUUCCUUAGAUAAAACCAAAAAUAUACCUAUUAAACUAGACAUGUAUUUUUGAUGGACAGCAAAGAAAGUUUUCUGUAGACUUAUCAGAGUCUUAUGACAACUGAAUACUUCCAGUACACAUGUCAAGUGUUUUGAUUAAGUUUACAUUUACUGAUAUAGAGGAUUUAAGGUGUUUUAAGAGGUGAGCUGUUCAGAUUCCUUGUAGUACAGUAGUUUCAUUUUAAAAUAUAAAUAAUUAAUACAACUUGUCUUCUUCAGGCCAUUAUGCCACAGCAAAUCAAAACAGAUUAUGGAGGAGACUUAAAUGUAUGAAAAGGUACCAUAUACAGUAUAUUAUACAGUACAGUAUAUGUAAUAUCCCUUGAAGUUCUUUAGUGUUUUUAAAUGCAGGAUUAUGAUCAUGAUAAGGGAUUUAGUUGUCUCCCUAUCUCACAAAGUUAGGACUCUUGGAUAAUAGCACAAAAUACGUGUAUACUGUAUAGGAGUGCAUGUGAUACUGAAUAUUGAUUUUUGGUGCUAGCUCAGCUUGUCAACAUGAAUUAUGUAGGAGACUCGUAAGGGUGAACAGAAAAGUGGGGUUGAUGAAUAACUGUGUACUAAUACAGACAGAUGUAUUCUCUUGUGGAUGCAUUCCUGUAAUGGAAAUUUUUUCUGCAAUAAAGUAAAAUAGUUUG
Molecule: messenger RNA, 7495 nt
Organism: Homarus americanus (American lobster)
Lineage: Eukaryota; Metazoa; Arthropoda; Malacostraca; Decapoda; Nephropidae
Product: 2-acylglycerol O-acyltransferase 1-like
Exons: 8
Coding region: 172-1812 (546 amino acids)
Biological process (GO): triglyceride biosynthetic process
Cellular component (GO): endoplasmic reticulum membrane
Molecular function (GO): diacylglycerol O-acyltransferase activity
Source: RefSeq, a predicted model, not a curated record